AUGGAAACUCUAAUUAGUGAGAAAUACUUACGAUUAUUAUGCGAAUUAAUAGGAAUAGGAUCAAUUAUAAGCACAAUACUAUUCAUAAUAGCCCGGCUUAUAAUAUACUUGUGGCUCAAAUACAAAGCCAGUCAAUUUAAAUGGUGUGGUGGACCUCAUACCUGGGCAGUAAUCACCGGGUGUACUGAGGGUAUAGGCCUGGCCUACGCUAACCAACUGGCCGCUAAAGGAUACAAUCUAUUGCUUAUAAGUCGUAAUCACGAAAAACUGCAAAAAGUCAAACGCGAUAUCCAGGACCAGGUGAGGGCCGCUCGCAAAGUGCGUACACUCGCAAUCGACUUCAACGACAUAUCACAAGAAACAUACGACACGAUAGAGUCCGAGUUGAACGGGUUGGAUGAGAUCCAUGUGCUGGUCAACAAUGUGGGCACUAAUUACCCACACGAGAGACCUGAAUAUAUGACCAAGUUACCUAAUUUGAAUCACGUUAUCAUGAGCCUCAUUAAUGUCAACAUAGUCUCGUGUACCAGACUUACGGCACUGGUAUUGCCGCGUAUGGAGCGCAGGGGGCGGGGAGUCAUCAUAAAUCUCUCCUCAUUCUCGGCCCUAUACCCCGUCCCACUCCUAUCCCUAUACUCAGCCACCAAAGUAUACGUGGACUACAUGUCGCGCGCGUUGCAGGAGGAGUACCGGAGCUCCGGUAUUAUCAUACAAUCGGUGAUGCCGUUCUACGUGUCCACGCGAAUGACCUAUCAUAUGGAGCCCCGGUUUUACGCACCCACCCCUCACAUAUUUGUAAAGCAAGCUCUGAGGACAGUGGGACAGGAGGACAGGACGGGUGGCUUUUUUGUACAUAGGGUGUGGAGUUUGUUUUACUUCUGGGUCGGAGUGUUCUCUCGGUUUAUAGGUAUUGAUGUCCACAUUAAGAUGACUUAUCAUAGACUCAAACGGAUUAGGACCAGGAUAUUAGAGAAGGUGGAGGAGGAUGUGGGAAAUGGUAGUGCCGUUCCCCUCAAUGGCAGCACGGUUAUCGAUACACAUACUGAUAACAUUGUUUGUAAGACAAUCAAAGUCUCAACGGAUAAAGAGUUAGUGUCGGCGCUGUCCGACGUGUCGGCCGGCGAUACCAUAGAGUUAGCGAACGGCAAAUACCACAACAAAUUCACCGCCAAAACCAAUGGUACGGCCGAAAAACCCAUCACUUUGACGGGAAGUCGGAAGGCUGUCCUCUCUGGAGAUAGCUAUGGCUUUUGGCUUCAGGCAAACUAUUGGGUACUCAAAGGGUUUACCGUUAGUGACAGUUUAAAAGGUAUUAUGUUAGACGGGGCUAACCAUAACAUAUUAGAGGACCUGGAGGUUCACCACAUUAAGGACGAGGGCAUCCAUUUCCGGACGCAUAGCUCCGAUAAUAUACUCAGGAAAUCAUAUAUACAUACGACUGGUACGGCACGUCCAGGUUUUGGUGAAGGCGUUUACAUGGGGUCAGCGGUGGGUCACUGGGUAGACAACAAACCGGAUAAAAGCGAUAGAAAUCAAGUGCUAAACAACAAAAUAGGUCCAAAUGUUGGCGCUGAGAGCAUCGACAUCAAAGAGGGCAGUUGUUGUGGUAUAAUUAAGAAUAAUGUAUUUGACGGCACCGGUAUGUCCGGCGAGCAUUUCGCCGAUUCCUGGAUUGAUGUCAAGGGAGAGAACUAUACCAUUGAGGAUAAUGAGGGCAACCAUUCUGUACUCGACGGCAUACAAAUACAUCAACAAGCUGCUGCCGGAAUAGGAGGUUGUGCAAAUAGGAUUAUCCACGAUAAAUGUGCCGGAUUGCCACCAAAGGGAAAGUGUGUUAACGAUUUGAGUAAAUCGUGUACAAAACAUAAUAUUAUUGAGGAGUAG
Oppiella nova is the source of this 1884-nucleotide messenger RNA. NCBI's taxonomy places the organism in Eukaryota, Metazoa, Arthropoda, Arachnida, Sarcoptiformes, Oppiidae. The record is from the annotation of a GenBank genome assembly.